AUGUCCGAUAUAGAGGGUAUUUACUCCUUGCGGCUUGUAAUUGCCGAUUUUUACAUGGAAAAACCCGUCUUUGGCCUGGAUCCCUGCUACUCGGAGUUGCGCGGCAAGGAAAUCAAGCGCGUGCCGAUUGUGCGCAUAUUUGGCGCCAAUGCCAAUGGCCAAAAGUGUUGCAUGCAUGUGCACGGCGUCUUCCCCUACUUUUAUAUACCCUACGAUAGGCGGGACUUUGAAUCUGUGGAACGGGGCAUACUGCAAAUAGCCAUGCACUUGGAUAAGGCCAUCAAUAUAUCCUUGGGCCAGGGCAGCUCCAAUGCGCAGCAUGUCUUCAAAAUACAAUUGGUCAAGGGCAUUCCUUUCUAUGGCUAUCAUCGUGCCGAGCAUCAGUUUUUUAAGAUUUUCAUGUUCAAUCCACGGUUCGUGCGACGCGCUGCCAAUUUACUGCAAAGCGGCGCCAUAUUGAGCAGAAACUUCAAUCCCCAUGAAUCGCAUGUACCCUACAUUCUGCAAUUUAUGAUUGAUUACAAUUUGUAUGGCAUGAGCUAUCUGCAUGUGCCGCUCGAGGUGGUCAAGUUUCGCAGGCAUACGGAUGAAGACGUUGUGCCCUAUGCGAAUGUAAAGCCGGAGCAGCUGCUGGACACCAGUUGCGUUAAGAAGAUCGCCUGCAGCGCCUUGGAGGUGGAUAUUAGUUCGAAUUUCAUACUGAAUCGCUUUCAACUGGUCACCAAAAGCAACACGACGCACACGAAUCCCGGCAUCGAGGCCAUUUGGCAUGAUGAGCACGUGCGGCGCCAGAAGCUGGCCCAAAGCUAUGGCGCCGAUAGCCAGAAACUAAAUGCGCUGCCGGCGCUGCAAGUGCCGCCCACACAGGAGCGUCCGAACGUGGAAAUAGCCGAAAGCGAUAGCUUCUAUCGCGCUGCGCUGGAGAGCAAGCUGUUAUCCCUGGAGCAGACAUUGAGCUCGGAUCAAACUCUGUCCGAUCAGACGCAGAUCAGCCAUGCGAAUGUGACGCUCCAGACAAGCGCCAAGGAGCAGCGCCGGCAAUUCAAUCUGCAAAAGCUGUUGGUGAAUGCCGUUUAUCCCGAUGAAUGCACCCAGGAUGCACAGCAGCAGCUGAUGAAUGCAUCUGUCAUACAAAAUCAUUUAUCAGGCAGCGGCAGUCUGCAGAGCCUGCUGCCGGAUGUGGGCAAUGGCGAGGCUGCCUUUCUGGACAACACGCUCGUGGACGAGCAGCUCUUGGAGACACAGGGUCCAGUGCCACAUGACGCUACCUUGCGCGAGGAGGAUUUGGAGCUGCUUGAGGUGCUGCAACAGCUGGAGGAGCAGAACGCAAAUGAAUCCCACAUCGAUUUGGACAGCUCGCUGGCGCCGCUCUCGCAGCAGCACAAACAAUUUGAGCUAACACCUGAGCUGCUGGACAAACAGACGGCAGCUGCAGCCGCGCAGCAGCCGCUGUCCGAGGACGAAAGCGACAACUCGGAUGAGGACAACACCGCGGGCAACAUGCACGACUUUUCCGUUGCACUGGAUGACAUUGACGAGCUGCUACUUAAGCUAACCCAGAGUCAGCCCAAGGAUCAGACCAAGACCAGUCAGAACCCGAAAUUGCCGCAAAUCGAUGGCGCCGAUGAUCAGCUGCCGCGCACGCCCACCAAAGCCAAGUCCAAGGCGCAACAACGGAGUCCACCGCGCACGCCCACAACGCCCAAGAGUCGCAUCAGCAUGCAGCAGCCGCGCACGCCCAAGUCCAGUGCGGCCAAAAAAUAUGCGCCUCUGCCACUGACCAUAACCAGUCGAUCUGCACAGAAGCAGGCGGAGGCAGCAGCUGCAGUGCACCCAGCGAGUAGCGCCGUCAAGACGCGCCUUAGCCAACAGCUAGAGACGGUCGUUAGAAGCCCAGCUGUAACGCUGCGCAAGAAACUGGCCAUGACUGAGUUGCGCCGCAAGACAAUCUCCGCAGCGUCUUUUACGGAGAUGUGCAACAAAGCAGCACAACCGGAUGAGCCUACUCCCCUGCGUCGUAGCACGCGCAGUCGCACGCGUGAUUUGGACAAAACGCACAUCAUCUGCUCCCUGACGCCGCGUCGGAGAAAUUCUCGCAUUUCGCAAGUCUUUGAGACCGCGAACAAUUCAACAACCACAGCUGAGACUUCAGUGGAGCUGAAGAAACCACGUCGCAGCGCACGCCACAGCGCCAAGCAGAAUGUUGAGGAGCGACCUAUCGCUAAGGCAGCGCCUAGUUUGGAAAUAGUUCAUAAGACAACGGACUCGCCCGCAGUAACUAGCGACGAUGAGGCAAUUGUAUCUGACACAGAGAGCGAUAGGUCUGUGGCUCAGCUGCGCAAGACGCCAAAUCUGAGACGUUUGCGAAGCAGCUUUCGCGAGUCGGUGCUGGCCAAGAGAGCGACGCCAGCGAGUAAUGGAAGUAUAACGCCAGCGACAAUUGACACACCACAAUGUAGUCCACAGAGCAUAGCCAGUAAUACUCCGGAGCUGAUGAAGAGCUUCUAUGAGCACUCGUUGAUUGUCAACAGUCCGUCCGUAUUCAGCGAUGAUCUGGGCAGUCCGCAGCUGCCCGCACAAUCUAAAUUUCUGGCCAGGCCCAGCGGCAGUUCAAGCAACUCCGUAGAUCCCAACACGCUUGUAAUUGCGCCGCUAGAGCUGCCGCCCAGCUAUGAGGAAGUGCUGCAGAGCUGCCGCAAACUGGACAUACCCGAGUACGUGUUCCAGCAGCCCUUCUAUAGCAAUCCCGCCGAUGUUAGCAAAAUGACCGAGGUGGGAUUUUUGGUGCUGCGUAUACCGGGCAACAAGCUCAACGAUUUGGAGCCCUUUCAAAGCAGCGUUUUGGCCAGCCAUCAAGGUCUGGCGGCCUGGCGCCGCAAGCAAUUGGUGGGCAUUGCCGGACCAGCCAUAUUGCAGCGCUAUCGCAGCGAGCAGCAGGUACGGGAGUACUUCAGCAGCGAGCAGCGGCUGGUCAUGGAACCGGCAAUGAGUCCGCCUAGCAGGCAGGACGCCAAGUUGUGGCUCAAAGCGCGAGAGCUGCACAAGCAGCGCCAAGGCGAGCAGGAGGAGGAGCAGCUGCGACCGCUGGCCAACGAUGUGGAUAGCCCCAUUAAAAUCAAGCGCCAGAAAAUAACCAUGAUGCUCAACGAAGGCGAUGGCGAGAGCGGAGCUAGUGGCGAUGAGGACGGGGAGCCGAAUUGCAGUCGCCUAACACUGACGCCUAUGUCACAGACGCCAGCAACGCCUCAGCCCACGGGCAGAGGUAAGCAGCAGCCGAAGGACACGCCGCUUAGCUGCAAGAUGCGCGCCAGGCGCGGCACGAAACUUACAUUUCCGGCAGAACAGAAUGAACCGCCAGGCAGCAGUCAGUCGAGUGAGCAGAGCGUCGCCAGCAGCGAUGCCUUGGAUGCAUUGGAGCGCAGCUCGUUUGUGCGACAGCUGGACAGCCUGAGUAGCGGACGGAACAGUCAUGAGCUCAGCUUUGGGCUGACCAAUGCGACGCUGGACAAUACCUUUGGCUUCAAGGUUAAUCUGGAGAAUCUGCAGCAGGCCAAGGCGGACAUUGAGUGCAACUAUUUGACCACCAUGAUGCUGGAGCUGUUUGUGCCCACCCGAGACGAUCUGCAGCCGGAUCCGCUGUACGACGAGAUACGCUGCAUAUUCUAUGCCAUUGAGCACAGCCUGCCGGCCGCAGCUGGAGCGGAGCAGCAGGCGCUGCCGAACAAGGCCUGCGGCUAUGUUAUAGUCAGCGAUGCCCAGGAUUUGGUCAGCGAGGGACGACAUCACGGCCUGGACGCAGACAUUGAGCUGCAGGUGGUGCAGAGCGAGGCGCAGGCUUUUGAGGCGCUGCUGGCGCUCUGCACACGCUGGGAUGCGGACAUCUAUGCGGGCUACGAGAUCGAGAUGAGCUCCUGGGGCUACAUCAUUGAGCGUGCCAAGCACUUGUGCUUCAACAUUGCGCCCCUGCUGUCGCGUGUGCCCACGCAAAAGGCGCGCGACUUUGUGGACGAGGACCGCGAAUCGUUUACGGAUCUCGAUGUGGAGAUGAAGCUCUGUGGCCGCAUAUUGCUGGACGUGUGGCGUCUGAUGCGCUCCGAGAUCGCGCUCACCUCGUAUACCUUUGAGAAUGUCAUGUAUCAUAUUCUGCACAAGCGUUGUCCCUGGCACAGUCCGCGCGCCCUGACCGAUUGGUUUGCCUCGCCCUGCACGCGCUGGAUUGUGCUGGAGUAUUACUUGGAGCGUGUGCGCGGCACCUUGGCGCUGCUCGAUCAGCUGGAUCUGCUGGGACGCACCAGCGAGAUGGCCAAACUGAUUGGCAUACAGUUCUAUGAGGUGCUCUCCCGCGGCUCACAGUUCCGCGUGGAGAGCAUGAUGCUGCGCAUAGCGAAGCCCAAGAAUCUGGUGCCGCUCUCGCCGAGCGUGCAGCAGCGCGCACACAUGCGUGCACCGGAGUAUCUGGCGCUCAUCAUGGAGCCCGAGUCACGUUUCUAUGCCGAUCCCCUCAUCGUGCUGGACUUUCAGAGCCUGUAUCCGAGCAUGAUCAUUGCCUACAACUAUUGUUUCUCCACCUGCUUGGGCCGUGUCGAGCAUCUGGGCAGCAGCAGCCCGUUCGAGUUUGGCGCCUCGCAGUUGCGUGUCUCGCGUCCGUUGCUGCAGCAGCUGCUGGAGCGCGAUCUGGUCACAAUCUCACCCUGCGGCGUGGUCUUUGUGAAGCGGCAGGUGCGCGAGGGCAUCUUGCCGCGCAUGCUCAGCGAAAUACUGGACACCCGGCUGAUGGUGAAACAAUCGAUGAAGCUGCAUCGCGACAGCUCCGCGCUGCAGCGUGUGCUGCACUCACGCCAACUGGGCCUAAAGCUGAUGGCAAAUGUUACCUACGGCUAUACGGCGGCCAAUUUCAGCGGACGCAUGCCCGCCGUCGAGGUGGGCGACUCUGUGGUAGCCAAGGGCCGUGAGACGCUGGAGCGUGCCAUCAAACUGGUAGAGACGCACGAGAAGUGGAACGUGCGCGUCGUCUACGGCGACACGGAUUCCAUGUUUGUUCUUGUGCCCGGACGCAAUCGUGCCGAGGCCUUUCGCAUUGGCGAGGAAAUUGCACAGGCCGUGACCGAAAUGAAUCCGCAUCCGGUCAAACUGAAGCUGGAGAAGGUCUAUCAGCCGUGCGUGCUGCAGACCAAAAAACGCUAUGUCGGCUACAUGUACGAGACGCCCGAGCAACAGCAGCCGGUUUACGAGGCCAAGGGCAUUGAGACGGUGCGACGUGAUGGCUGUCCGGCGGUGGCCAAAAUGCUGGAGAAGGUGCUGCGGCUGCUCUUCGAAACGGCGGACGUCAGUCUGAUCAAGCAGUACGUGUGCCGGCAAUUUACCAAGCUGCUCUCCGGACGCGCCAAUCUGCAGGAUCUCAUCUUUGCCAAGGAGUUUCGCGGGCUAAACGGCUAUAAGCCCACAGCCUGUGUGCCGGCGCUGGAGAUGACGCGCAAAUGGAUGCAAAAGGAUCCCAGACGCGUGCCGCGUCGCGGUGAGCGUGUGCCCUUUUGCAUUAUCAAUGGACCGCCCGGCGUGCCGCUGAUACGUCUGGUGCGCAGUCCACACGAGGUGCUGACCAACGAGGGCUACAAAAUCAAUGCCAUUUACUACAUUACCAAGGCCAUAAUACCGCCACUGAAUCGCUGCCUUCUGCUCAUCGGAGCCGAUGUGAAUGAUUGGUUCAGCAAUUUGCCGCGCAGGCUGCUCAUAACGCCAGCUCUAUCCACCGCUGGUGAGCUGAUGAAUCGCGGCAGCGCCAAGUCCACCAUAUCGCAAUAUUUCUCAACGACCAACUGCAUCAUCGACUGCGGCCGCCAGACCAAGGCGGGCAUCUGCACGGAUUGUGCCCGCAAUGCCAGCAAGUGCGUUGUCACGCUGCAGGCCAAGCUGGCGCAGCUGGAGCGCGGCUACAGACUAACCCAGCAGAUAUGCCAGGCCUGUUGCGGCCGGUUGGGUGAGCUGCAAUGCGGCUCACUGGACUGCCCGGUGCUGUAUGUGCUGGAGGUGAAGCGGCGGGAGCUGCAGCAGGCGCCGCACAUACGCAAACAGCUGGAGGAGCGUUUCAAUUAGU
This is a messenger RNA of Drosophila novamexicana, 6094 nucleotides long. It is a transcript of the gene DNApol-zeta, whose product is annotated as DNA polymerase zeta catalytic subunit. Gene Ontology annotation, cellular component: zeta DNA polymerase complex; nucleus. NCBI's taxonomy places the organism in Eukaryota, Metazoa, Arthropoda, Insecta, Diptera, Drosophilidae. Gene Ontology annotation, biological process: double-strand break repair via homologous recombination; translesion synthesis. The transcript has 15 exons. The record is from RefSeq and is a predicted model, not a curated record. Gene Ontology annotation, molecular function: DNA-directed DNA polymerase activity; DNA binding; nucleotide binding. Bases 1 to 6093 code for a protein of 2030 amino acids.